Molecule: messenger RNA, 1906 nt
Organism: Schizosaccharomyces octosporus yFS286
Lineage: Eukaryota; Fungi; Ascomycota; Schizosaccharomycetes; Schizosaccharomycetales; Schizosaccharomycetaceae
Product: amidophosphoribosyltransferase Ade4
Exons: 2
Coding region: 112-1707 (531 amino acids)
Biological process (GO): purine nucleotide biosynthetic process; purine nucleobase biosynthetic process
Cellular component (GO): cytoplasm
Molecular function (GO): amidophosphoribosyltransferase activity
Source: RefSeq, a predicted model, not a curated record
UUAUUUCGCUACGGGCAAAUAUUAACUUACCCUUAACCAUACACCAACGUAAGGAGGUUAAACCAGUGAAAGCUGUAAAGACAAUUGUCCUUUAUAGAACUCUAAUUUAUAAUGUGCGGUAUUUUAGCCUUAAUGUUGGCUGACCGACAUGGUCAGGCUUGUCCUGAAAUCUAUGAGGGUCUUUACAGUUUGCAGCAUCGUGGUCAAGAUGCCGCUGGUAUCGUUACUGCUGGUAAUAAGGGCCGUCUUUACCAAUGCAAGGGAUCGGGCAUGGUUUCCGACGUGUUCCAUCAAUCUCAGCUUCGCCAGCUCGUGGGUAGUAUGGGUAUCGGCCAUGUGCGUUACCCCACUGCUGGAAGUUGUGCCAAUUCCGAAGCUCAACCGUUUUAUGUGAACUCCCCUUACGGUAUAGUUCUGGGUCAUAAUGGAAAUCUGAUUAACGGACCUGAUUUACGUCGUUUCUUGGAUAAGGAAGCUCAUCGUCAUGUCAAUACCGGAUCAGAUUCUGAGCUCUUAUUGAACAUAUUUGCCUAUGAGCUCCAACGUAUGGAUAAAUACCGUAUCAACGAAAAUGAUAUCUUUGAAGCUCUUCGUAAUGUCUACGACAGAGUCAACGGUGGUUAUGCAUGUGUCGCCAUGAUUGCUGGUUUUGGUGUUUUAGGUUUUCGUGACCCUAAUGGUAUUCGUCCUUUGGUCAUCGGCGAACGUGAUACACCCCAUGGAAAAGACUACAUGCUUGCUAGCGAAAGCGUUGUCUUGACUCAGUUUGGAUUCCGCAAUUUCCGUGACAUUCGUCCUGGCGAAUGUGUUUUUAUUCGUCGCCCUGAUCGCGAUGAUCUUUUGUCCGGCCAAAGAGGUCCUACCCUCUUUAGUCGUCAAAUUGUUCCCUGCAAGCGGUUCCGACCUGACAUUUUUGAAUAUGUCUAUUUUGCUCGUCCUGACUCUGUUAUUGAUGGUCUUUCCGUUUAUCAAUCUCGACUUAACAUGGGUGAGAAGCUUGCUUACAAUGUUAUGAAGCGCUUUGGAGAAGAUUAUGCUAACAAGAUUGACGCUGUCAUUCCUGUGCCUGAUUCCGCUCGUACUAGUGCUUUACAGCUUGCACAAACAGCCAAACUACCUUACGUUGAAGCAUUCAUUAAGAACCGUUAUAUUGGCCGUACUUUUAUCAUGCCUGGCCAGCAAAUUCGCCGCAAGUCUGUUCGUCGUAAGCUGAACGUUCAACUUCAAGAAUUUUUCAACAAGAAUGUCUUAAUCGUUGACGAUAGUAUUGUUCGAGGAACUACCUCCAGAGAAAUUGUCCAAAUGGCUCGUGAGUCUGGUGCGAAGAACGUGUACUUAGCUAGUUGCGCACCCAUGAUUACUCAUCCUCACGUGUACGGUAUUGAUCUUGCUGAUUGCAAAGAUUUGAUCGCCUAUGGAAAGACCGAGGCAGAAGUCGCCGAGUCGAUUGGAGCUGAUGAUGUUAUUUAUCAAUCUUUGGAAGAUUUGGUAGCUUCUUGUACCACCGAAAACGUCUCAGACUUUGAACUUGGUUUAUUCAGCGGUGAAUAUACUACUGGCGCAAGUACCGAAUACCUUGUUCACCUUGAACAUAUGCGUAUGGUCAACAACCGUGCUCGCAAGAACAGUUUCGCUGAAGAUGAAGAGCGCGAAGCUCCUGACGAUAUUUCCUUGCAUAACACCCAUUCUGAUCCUUCUCUUGAUUAAUUGUAGAAACCCCCCAUUUUUGGAUAUCUUAAAAGAUAACAGCUUUUCUAACGAACCUCAUUCGCUUAAUUCUCCUCUAUACCGUUGUACAUGUUUAGAAUUUAAGCAGGUAAUCUUCAAGAGUAUAUCAUAAUAUUUUAACGCUCUCGUUUUGUAAUUUGGCUUUUCUUAAUUUUUUAUAAUAAUGCUUGGAAUAAAG